AGUAACCAGGAAGUGUAGAUCGGUAACUAAGGGACACUAGGUGGUUUAGUAGUUUUCUGCGUAAAAAGAUAAAAAUAACGGCUGAAUUCAACAAGCGUCGAUAAAAGAGGCAGCUACUCCUCAACCGUUAAGGUAAAUACGUGUCAUUUAUCGAGCUAUAACGACUCUAAACUAAGAUACUCGCUGUUAUCGGCUGGAUAUCAGGGGGUGAAACUCUUGACUUGUUUCUUUCCGAGUAAAAACUUAGCAUGUAACAAACAUCAUAUACUGGAUACUUUGUUUAAAUUAAUGCUCUUUAGUGUUAGAAAACCGCUGUUUGGCCAGAUAACUGAAGUGAGGAUUAUAGGUUAAGGUCGUUAAUAAUAAUGAAUAUUUAGGUAUAUGGCUUUGCCGAAUCUCUCGGCCCAUGCACCCAGCCGGUCCCGGGUCCUGGCCAGACAGUUGGUCCGGCAGCGGGAGCAGGAGGCCCGGUGUCGGCAGCAAUGGGACCUGCAUGCUCGAUACUUCAAAGAGCAGACUUUCUGCGGUAAGAAACAGGAGGUGUGGAGCUCCCAACAGUCCUAUAACCAGAGUAUGACAUCAUACCAUAGACAGAGAAUGAAGGAGGAUGACAAAGCCAGGCUGGAGGAGCGCAGAAAUCGUCUCAGGGCCAUGCUUCAAGAGGAGCAACAACAACUGGAGGCGGAGCUCAAGGGUGUGGUUCCUGACAACAGAACAUUGGAGAGACAGUUGGUGCAAAAAACUGACGAACUCCGUACAGCAAGAGAGGAAAGAAGAAAACAGCUUGCACAAGAGCUGUUGAAGGAGCACUGGAAGAAAAACAACUCAGAGUUGCGAGAGGUUGAGUCGACAUUACAUCAAGACCAUGUUGUCGGUCAGUGGCAGGAGCAGAUAUCUGAGAAGAAACAGCAAGAAGAGGCAGAGCAGGAGGAGAAGAGGCACUUUGAAAACGAGUACGAAAGGACCCGGAGGGAGGCUCUGGAGAGGAUGAAGCAGACGGAGGAGAAAAGGAAAGCAGAGGAGCGCACGCGAGCACAGGAACUCUGCAAACAGAUGGAAGAACUGAACCUGAGAGAAAGAGAGGCUGCUCGUUUAAAGAAGGAGCAGGAGGAUCUGUUGUUGCAGCAGUGGGAGCUAGAGAAGAUAGAGGAGGAGAGAAUGAAGGUGGAGGAAAGGCAGCAAAAGUCUGAGAUGGGGAAAUUCCUGAUCCGCCAAUAUCGGACUCAGUUGAAGAGAAGAGCCCAGCAAGUGCAGGAAGAACUGGAGGCGGACCGUAAGAUUCUGGCAGCCUUGGUGGAGGGAGAGGAGGAGGACAGGUGGUUGGAGACGGCACGGAGGGAAAGGGCUGUUGCUGAUGCUGCCUGGAUGAAACAAGUGAUUGAAGAGCAACUUCAGUUAGAGCGAGAACGUGAGGCUGAGUUCGACAUCUUACACAGAGAAGAAGCUCAGCAGGUAUGGGAGAAACGAGAAGCUUUGUGGGAGAAAGAGAGAAAAGCCAGGGAACGACUCAUGCAUGAGGUUCUCGCUGGACGACAGCAGCAGCUAGAGCAGAAGAUGCAGAAGAAUCACGAGGCUCAGGCAGAGUCGCUGAGGAGGCGAGAGGAGUUGAUCCAGGAGCUGGAGCAGGAGAAGGAGAUCAGGCGGCUAGAGAAGGAGCACGAGGAGGGGCGCAAGACAGCACGGAUACAAGAGUUAGAUGCUCAGGUGGCGCAGCAGCGUCAAGAAUAUUGGGAGGAGCAGCGUUGGAAGAAGCAGGAAGAGGAGCAGGAAAGAGAGGCCAUGCAAAUCCAAGAGGAAGAGCUGAGGUCAGAGGUGCAGAGGAUGGCCAAGAAAGGACACCAGGAGAAGAUUCACAGCAGACCUCGAUCCGCCUGGACAUGAGCAUUCUGCAAGAAAACAAACAUAAGUGUUUCUUAAAAACAACUUCCACAUGGCGAUUGCAAAACCUCAUGAGUCAUCAUAGGCUCCAGUUCAACAGAUAACAUUUAAAUUUAAUAGGUUUGAUUCUCGAGAUGUGCCUCUUUUCUCCAGAUAUUUCAAACAAGUGCCAAAUAGAUUUUUUUUAAGCUAGAUAUUAUUGUUUUGACAAUUUCUGCAUAGAGCAUAGAACAGAGAAGAUUCUCAUUGAUGGACGUGUGUAUAAAAAGAAUGUUAAUUAAAUUUGCCUUUUAAUAUAUUUGA
This is a messenger RNA of Solea senegalensis (Senegalese sole), 2181 nucleotides long. RefSeq names its product trichoplein, keratin filament binding. The coding region runs from base 382 to 1881 and encodes 499 amino acids. NCBI's taxonomy places the organism in Eukaryota, Metazoa, Chordata, Actinopteri, Pleuronectiformes, Soleidae. The transcript has 12 exons. Gene Ontology annotation, cellular component: keratin filament. Gene Ontology annotation, biological process: apoptotic process. The record is from RefSeq and is a predicted model, not a curated record.